GCAAAAUGGCUCUUGCCGAUGUGUGUGGCAUGGAUACUCGAAGUCUGGGGAAACGCAGUACUUCUCUCCUGGCUCCAUUCCCACGUGAAUUGAAAAGCCUUGCAAGUGGGUCCUUUGAACCCUUAGAGCAGUUUUCAUUGCCCCGCAACUUUGACCCAGUUGAACAUUUAAGGCAUUUUACUGAGGGAGACACUGAUGUGAAAAUCCACUUUGACCAUGGAACAACAACCCUAGCUUUCAAAUUUCAACAUGGUGUAAUUGUAGCUGUUGACUCCAGAGCUACCGCUGGGCCUUACAUAGCCUCCCAGACUGUGAAGAAGGUCAUAGAGAUCAACCCCUACUUGCUGGGUACAAUGGCUGGAGGAGCUGCUGACUGCUCCUACUGGGAGAGGGUAUUGUCCAAGCAAUGCAGAAUAUAUGAACUGAGAAACAAAGAGAGGAUAUCUGUAGCAGCAGCUUCAAAGCUUCUAGCUAAUAUAGUUUAUAACUACAAAGGAAUGGGUCUGUCAAUGGGCACAAUGAUCUGUGGCUGGGACAAAAGGGGACCAGGCUUGUACUACGUGGACAGUGAUGGUACCAGGCUGACCAACAUGCUCUUCUCCGUGGGAUCAGGCUCCCCAUAUGCCUAUGGUGUGCUGGACAGUGGUCAUCGGUGGGACUUAACUGUGGAGGAAGCCUAUGACCUGGGUCAGAGGUCAAUCUAUCAUGCCACUCACAGAGAUGCCUACAGUGGUGGUGUCGUAAACUUGUACCACAUGAAGGAGACGGGCUGGAUCAAAGUGUCCCAGACAGAUGUGAAGGAGCUACAUUACAAAUACAAAGAUGAGAAGGAGGGAAAAUGAGGAGAUUGGCAGAGAAUUUAUUUAUAAUCUGUGGAAUUAAUUCUUCUCCGAAUACAGAAAGCUGACAAUUGGCUUUUUCUUUAUGACUGACCGUGAAUAAACCUACGUGCUGUAUCAUGAGGGUUACAGUACAGAGAGAACGUGCUAGCCACAACUUGGCCUACAUAUGUGUCUAUGACUAAUAAUGAUCAAGUCUUGGAUGUAGAAGAAAAAGCACCAUCAGUUUUCUUGUUGUAUUCACCGUUCAUGUGUUUAAAAUGCCAUUAAAUGCCAUCAUGACACAGA
Molecule: messenger RNA, 1127 nt
Organism: Liolophura sinensis
Lineage: Eukaryota; Metazoa; Mollusca; Polyplacophora; Chitonida; Chitonidae
Product: proteasome subunit beta type-5-like
Exons: 7
Coding region: 6-842 (278 amino acids)
Cellular component (GO): proteasome core complex; cytoplasm
Molecular function (GO): threonine-type endopeptidase activity
Source: RefSeq, a predicted model, not a curated record